AUGAAGCAAAAGAUUACAACAGUCAUCCUUCCUACUACAUCACCAACAACGUUGGUAUCAACAACGACAGCAAUCAAAGAGUGCCCGGUAAAUACGAUAUCUGAUACCUUAGAUGUUGAAGAAGUAAUUACUUCGUCCAAUCCAAAUGAGGCAGAUCAAGUUCUGGAACCUGAAGGAUGGACCCCAGCAACUGAUGAUACUACUCCAAGCAUUGUAUUGUCAUGGAAGGAACCGGAUUCAAUCAUGGAUGUAAUUGUAGAAACAGAAAAGGUCGACACUAUUCAAAUCAUUGUUUUAAAUGACGAUGAUGUUGUUUUUGAUGAGCCUUUCAAGGUUCAACCAGAUGACAAAACAGUAGAGGUAAAUUUACCGAAUAUUCAGAAGGACAUUGUUCCCGGUAACAAGAUUAAAUUGAUAAUUACACCUGUGUCGGAUGACGUGACGCCUGUUGUGAAGAAUGUAAAUGUGAAAAUCUGUAGGAAAGAGACUACAACAGUUAUCCCUCCUACUACAUCACCAACAACUGUGUUAUCAACACCGACAGAGACUACAACAGUCAUCCCUCCUACUACAUCACCAACAACUAUGGUAUCAACAACGACAGCAAUCGAAGAGUGCCCGGUAAAUACGAUAUCUGAUACCUUAGAUAUUGAAGAAGUAAUUACUUCAUCCAAUCCAAAUGAGGCAGAUCAAGUUCUGGAACCUGAAGGAUGGACCCCAGCAACUGAUGAUACUACUCCAAGCAUUGUAUUGUCAUGGAAGGAACCGGAUUCAGUCAUGGAUGUAAUUUUAGAAACAGAAAAGGUCGACACUAUUCAAAUCAUUGUUUUAAAUGACGAUGAUGUUGUUUUUGAUGAGCCUUUCAAGGUUCAACCAGAUGACAAAACAGUAGAGGUAAAUUUACCGAAUAUAAAGAAGGACAUUGUUCCCGGUAACAAGAUUAAAUUGAUAAUUACACCCGUGUCGGAUAAUGUGACGCCUGUUGUGAAAAAUGUGAACGUGAAAAUCUGUAGGAAAGAGAUUACAACAGUCAUCCCACCUACUACAGCACCAACAACUUUGUUAUCAACAACGACAGAGUGUAUGAAGACCGCUUUAGAUGAACUUACUCCAGCAAUGUUGACAGUUACUACUGAUGAUUCUGCCAAUGGAUUUAGUCCAGAAGACAUAAUGCGAACCUCGGGAUGGAUUGCUGAUGCUAGAAACCCUGUAGUUGUUUUGGAAUUAAAUGACGAUGACGACAGUCCAAAGAUUUAUGAAGUUGGUAUGACUGUCACUAAUGUACAAAGGAUAGAAGCUGAAUUAAAGAAUGUAGAAGGAGUAUCAGUGAUAACUGUAACGCAAAAGCCAAAGUCAACCGGACAAGAACCAGUAGUUCUAACAUUCAACGGAGUUAUUGGUACAGAAAUUGUAAUAAAACUUGUGUCGCCACUAAGGGCUGAACCACCAAUUGUUUCUGAUACAGAAGUAAUUGCAUGUAUUCAUCCAAAAGAGAUUACAACAGUCAUCCUGCCUACUAUAUCAUCAACAACUUUGGUAUCGACAACGACAGCAAUCAAAGAGUGUCCAGUAAAUACGGUAUCUGAUACCUUAGAUGUUGAAGACGUGGUUACUUCAUCUAAUCCAACCGAAGCAGAUCAAGUUCUGGAACCUGAAGGAUGGACACCAGCAACUGAUGACACUACUCCGAGCGUUGUAUUGUCAUGGAAGGAACCGGAAUCAAUUAUGGAUGUAAUUGUAGAAACAGAAAAGAUUGACACUAUCCAAAUCAUUGUCUACAAUGACGACGUAGUUGUUUUUGAUGAGCCGUUCAAGGUACAACCAGGUGACAAAACAGUAGAAGUAAAUUUACCGACUAUUAAAAAUGACAAAGUUCCGGGUAACAAGAUUGAACUUAUUAUAACACCUGUGUCAGACUAUGUUACGCCUGUUGUGAAAAAUGUGAACGUGAAAGUCUGUAGGAAAGAGAUUACAACAGUCAUGCCUCCAUCUACGGCAACAACAAUAUUGAUAACGACAACAACAGAAAUCAAAGAGUGUCCGAUGAAUACUGUAUCUGAUACCUUAGAUGUUGAAAAAGUGAUAACUUCAUCUAAUCCAAGUGAGGCAGAUCAAGUUCUGGAGCCUGAAGGAUGGACCCCAGCAACUGAUGAUACUACUCCAAGUGUUGUAUUGUCAUGGAAGGAACCGGAUUCAAUUAUGGAUGUUAUUGUAGAAACAGAAAAGGUUGACACUAUCCAAAUCAUUGUCUACAAUGACGAAGUAGUUGUUUUUGAUGAGCCGUUCAAGGUACAACCAGAUGAACCAGUAGAAGUAAAUUUACCGACUAUUAAAAAUGACAAAGUUCCGGGUAACAAGAUUGAACUGAUUAUAACACCUGUGUCAGACUAUGUUACGCCUGUUGUGAAAAAUGUGAAAGUGAAAGUCUGUAGAAAAGAAACAACCACAACACCAGUACUAACAACAACAACAGAAUGUAUGAAAACUACUAUGGACGAUGUAUCUCCCGACUUGUUGACAGUCAUUACUGAAGACUCUGCACUUGGGUUUAAUUCAGAGGACAUAUUUAAAACCUCAGGAUGGGUGGCCAAAAAAAAUAAACCUGAAAUUACAUUGGAAUUGAGCGAUAGUAAUGAUAGCCCCAUGGUGUAUCAAGUUGUUAUGAAUGUAGCUAAUGUUCAAAAGAUUGAAGCUGUUCUAAAUAAUGUAGAAAAAGAAUUUGUAAAGUCAGUUACAAAAGAACCCGAAUCAACAUCACCUGAAACUGUUGUAUUGAUGUUUGAUGGUGUUAUUGGUACUGAAAUUGUGAUAUCACUGUCUUCGUCAGGAGAACAACCAAUUGUCUCUGAUGUAAAAGUGGUGGCCUGUAUUCAUCCAACAGAGUUAACAACAGCCAUAAGCCCAACAACAGGAACUACAACUCUGCAAUCAACAACAGCAAUAUAUUGCCAAUUCACACAAGAAGCAUUUAAAGACAAUUUUGGAUAUGAGCAGAUAGAUAUAGUUGGUUUUGUUGAAAAAGAUGGAAUUGAGGGUCUUUCAAGCAAUAGUGAAAUUAUUCAGAUAGAUUCGGUGAUAGAGGAAGGAGUUGUCGUUUUCAUUGGAUGUAGUAACUGUACGUGUGCUAUGGAUGGUAACAUCAGAUGUGAUAUAGGACAAUGUGAAGAAUGCAAAUAUACACAGUGGAGUGAAUGGACUCCUUGUUCAAGAGAAUGUGAUGUUGGAGCUAGAACAAGAGAACGGAUUAAACUUACAAUUACCAAUCCUAAUAUCUGUGCUGAUGACCUAAAAGAAAUGGAAGACUGUAAUAUAGAACCAUGCGUUACCCCAACAACGAUGCCAAUGUGUGAGCAGUGGAGUGAAUGGAAUGAAUGCAGCUCUACUGAAGCUUGCACUGAAGGUGUACGAUCCAGAGAACGACACUGUCCUGACAGUCCAUCCUUGGAAAAUGAGCCAUGUGUAAACAACUGCACAGUUCCAGUAUGCGAACAUCCGUUGGUAUUCAUAACAGAACCAACAUGUCAGCUGACUUGUUAUACAGUUCAAUAUCCAGAAAGUUGUGUUAUUCCUGAUGAUAUGCAACCGAGUUGUGGAUGUAUGGAGGGUUUUGUUCUUGACGAAGAAAGUAAUAUUUGUAUUCCUAUCCAUGAAUGUCAGAAAUGUUACAAAGAAGACGGAACAGCCGUAAAUCCUGGUCUAAGUUAUAUGAAAUCCGAAUGUGAGGAGUGUAUCUGUACAGAAGGAUUAACAUUAACAUGCGGUAUUAAAACUGACUGUUGCGCAUGGACUGAAUGGGGACACUGGGGAGAAUGCAGUGAAUCUUGUAAAGAUGGAGUGCAGAAUAAAUACAGGGAAUUGUUGGUGGGAGACCCUGAAACAUGUGGAGAGGACAAAAUAAGCCGAGAAUGUAAGCCACCAACAGCAUUACCUGACGAAUGCAUAGAUUGUAUAUAUAAUGACGAGGAAUACAGUGUUGGAGAUCUAGUUGAUGUCAGGGAUAAUGGAUGUACAAAGUGCUACUGUGAUUCUACUCAUAACUCGUACUGUGUUCCGGAUCCUGUUGCCAAUGUCAACGGAUCAUGGUCAGAAUGGGCGGAAUGGUCAUCUUGUAGCAGUUCAUGCGAUGGAGGUGUGCGAUCUAGAACUAGGCUCUGCAAUGAUCCAUUACCACUGUGUGAUGGAAUUGAAUGUGAAGGAAGAAAUGAAGAAGUUGAAGACUGUAAUGCAGAACUUCCAUGCUGCGAAAUCUCUGAAUGGUCCGAUUGGAGUGAAUGUUCUGCCACUUGUGAUGAUGGUGAAUCAGUUAGAACAAGGUUUUUUGUAGAUCCAUCUGAACAAAAUUCGUGUGAUUAUGUGAAUAUUACAGACAUUCAACCUUGUAAUCUUGGGGAAUGUGGUUGUCGAUAUAGCGAAUGGAGUGACUGGACUGAUUGUAAUACAGAGUGUGGUAUUGGUCUUUCACAAAGAAAGAGAGAUCUAAUUCAACCAAGUAGUUAUGUAGAAUGUGAACAUUCACAGGUCGAAGAGAGAGACUGUUAUCUUGCAGAUUGUGCAUGUGAUAAAGAUCAUCAGAAAUGGAGUAAUCAUUCUCACUGUGAAACGACAUGCUUAAACAGAUUCACAAAUAUCCCAGUAGAAGAUUGUGAAGAACUUAACCCUGGGUGUGUUUGUGAAGAAGGGUACUUUGAAGACAAAAAUGGCAUUUGCGUUACCAAUGACAACUGCUCAGUUUGUUAUCAUCCUGAUAGUCCAGAUGAACCAAUAGAGCCAGGAAAGAUUUUCAAAAAUCCCAAUGUGGCUUGUGAGGUAUGUCAGUGUGUUGGUGGAGAUAUUGUCUGUAACAGGAGAUGUGAAUUUCCCGAAUGUAAAGAGGGAGAAGUGUUGUCCUACCCAAAAACUGAUCCGUGCUGUCCUAGAUGUAUCCCAGAAGAAACAACGUGUUCGCUAAAGACAGAAAAGAGAGUUGUAAAACGUGGUGACUGUGAAACGGUUGACGAAAUCAAUGUAACAUUCUGCUCAGGAAGCUGUGGUAAUAGUAGCAGCAUACCUGUGUUUAUGAUGGAUGACGGAAUGGAGUAUGAUAACAUGGGUUGUAUACAGACCUGUAAAUGUUGCCAGGGCACUGUGCGUGGUAUGCAGACAGUAGAUAUACGAUGUGGUUUACCUGGUCAAAAGAGACUUUACAAAGCCCGUGUGCCUGUGAUUGUUGCCUGUAAAUGUGAUUCAUGUAUGACAACUGAGUCUAUGAAGAACCAAGUAGAUGCUACCAGUAGUUUUGGAAAACGAUAGAAUUGUAGAAAAUGUAUAAUUGAUUAAAUUUUCAAAAUAUAA
Molecule: messenger RNA, 5331 nt
Organism: Mytilus californianus (California mussel)
Lineage: Eukaryota; Metazoa; Mollusca; Bivalvia; Mytilida; Mytilidae
Exons: 38
Coding region: 1-5289 (1762 amino acids)
Biological process (GO): cell adhesion
Cellular component (GO): extracellular matrix
Molecular function (GO): protein binding
Source: RefSeq, a predicted model, not a curated record